AUGAAGUACAUUCAAGCUACCAGUCUCCUUCUCGCCAGCGCCUUGGGUGCGCAAGCUCGCACGUUCACCGUGACGAACAACUGCCCCUUCACAAUCUGGCCUGCUCUCUUCACCGACUUGAACGUCGGUGCAAGCGUACCCGACCAAGCUACGGGCUGGGAAGCCCCUGCUGGGUCGACGGUCUCCUUCAACGUUCCGAACGACUGGAGGGCAGGAAGAAUCUGGGGCCGCCGAAACUGCGACUUCAGCACGAACCCCGGUCCCACCUCCUGCCUUUCUGGCGGUUGCAACGGUGGAUUGCUGUGCGACGCCCGCACUGGGACGGGUGUCCCACCAGUUUCAGUCGCCGAGUGGACCUUACAAGGCGACGAGAACAGAGAUUUCUAUGAUGUGUCGCUCGUUGACGGUUUCAACCUCCCCAUGUCGAUUACCAACAACCGAGGCUGUCCCACGGCUUCAUGCCCAGUUGACCUCGACGCUAGCUGCCCCGCCGAAUUGGGCGGUCCAACCGACGCCAAUGGCGCCCGUCUUGGAUGUAACAGUGCAUGCACCGCCAAUUUGGAUGGCAACCCCGCUGACUCGGCGAACUGCUGCUCCGGAAGUCACAACACUCUGGAGACUUGCCCCAGCUCAGGCGUCCAAGACUACAACUUCUUCAAGAGCAACUGCCCGAACUCUUAUGCCUAUGCCUUCGACGAACCGAGUGGCACCGCACUUUUCACUUGCGACUCCGGGGCAUUGGCAGACUACACCCUCACAUUCUGCCCUUGA
Messenger RNA from Pleurotus ostreatus (oyster mushroom), 771 nucleotides. RefSeq lists its product as uncharacterized. Lineage: Eukaryota; Fungi; Basidiomycota; Agaricomycetes; Agaricales; Pleurotaceae. The transcript is spliced from 11 exons. Gene Ontology annotation, cellular component: extracellular region. Bases 1 to 771 code for a protein of 256 amino acids. The record is from RefSeq and is a predicted model, not a curated record. Gene Ontology annotation, biological process: defense response.